This is a messenger RNA of Seminavis robusta, 264 nucleotides long. Lineage: Eukaryota; Bacillariophyta; Bacillariophyceae; Naviculales; Naviculaceae. The record is from the annotation of a GenBank genome assembly.
AUGCUGGGAGCUGCAGCCCUCCUUUUCAGGUUCCUCUGUCCCUCCUCUUACGAAGGAAGGCGCUCUAAUCUGUAUUUUGAGAUUGGGGAUAAAAUGGUUCUGCUGUGUAUCAUAAUUAUUGUUGUGGGCUCACGUGCACCGAGGUUUUCCCCGGGUGGUGAUGUCAGAUUGGACCAAAAAGACAUGGAGCGGGAACAAGGACGUGUCUGUGUUUUUCCUUUUCUCGUACAGAGCACGGACCGCCGUUCGUCAUUCGCACGAUGA